AUGAAAUUUAGUGUAAUAGAAGACAUAUUCCAUUCGAUAGGUUUAUCUAUAAACCAACCACAAUUUUCCUCCUGUGCAAUUUGGAAUUCAGUGGCCACUACGUUUGCAAACAAUACAACCGUAGGCACCUAUCCGUAUAAAAUCUUUGUCAACAAAGACAACACUGUUUAUGUGACGGCCGCAUCUAUAAAGCAAGUUCUUGUGUGGGCUAAAGAUAGUGACAUUGUAACACAAAACAUAUCUAUUGGUGUAAACAAUUCUUAUGGCGUUUUUGUCACGAGUACUGGUGAUAUUUACGUUAGCAGUGGUGAUGCGAUUGGUCAAGUGAGUAAGUGGUCGGCGAAUGCAACGGUUAAAGUCACUAUUAUGAAUGUUAGUGGAAGAUGUGCUUAUCUAUUUAUUGAUAUUAACGAGACUCUCUACUGCUCGAGUGAUAAUAGAAAUAUAGUUAUUAAAAUAUCACUUAACAGCACUGCAAACACUGCACCCUCGAUCGCAGCAGGAAAUGGAACAAAUGGACCAAACGCAUACAUGCUUUCCAAUCCCCUUGGAAUUUGGGUCGAUGCAAAUUUAAAUCUAUAUGUUGCCGAUUUCAAGAACAAUAGAAUUCAACAAUUUCGACCAAAUGAAUUAAACGCUACUACCGUAGUCGGAACGUCAGGAACAAUCGUACUCAAUGGUCCAUCAGAUGUUCUACUGGAUGCAGCCGGAUAUUUAUUUAUUGUCGAUCACAAUAAUAAUCGUAUUGUUGGAUCUAGUUUCAACGGUUUUCGAUGUAUAGUUGGAUGUUCGAGGGUGGGCGGAGCUGGGUCCGACCAAUUGAACUAUCCGUAUAGCUUCAGUUUCGAUAGUUACGGCAACUUAUUCGUCGCCGAUACUUACAAUCAACGAAUUCAAAAGUUUAUUUUAGCUACGAAUUCUUGUGGACUUUCUUACAACCGACCGAAGAUUUCUUCUUAUACAACAUGGAAUUCUAGCGGUGUAACUAUCGGUGAUAACAACACAUUCGGUGCAUUACCUGAUAGCGUUUAUAUAGAUAUUGAUAAUACUCUCUACGUUGCUGCACCGAUUCUGAAUCGGAUUCUGGUAUGGCCUGAAGAUAGCAUAAACGUUUCCAGAGAUAUUUCGGGCGGUUUAAAUGAGCCAUACAGUAUGUUCAUAUCCACCAUUGGUGAUGUGUAUGUUGACAACGGCAAGUAUAACGGUCGAGUCGAUAAGUGGACACUGAAUGCAACGAGCAGCGUUGUCGCAAUGUACGUUAAUGGAAUUUGCUAUGGACUCUUUAUCGAUGUGAGUGAUCAUCUCUAUUGUUCUAUUGGUAAUUCUCACAUAGUGGUAAAAAAAUCAUUGAACGACAGUGUCAACUCAACCACCGCCGUUGCAGGAACAGGAACAUUUGGAAACGCACCAAACAUGCUUUACGGGCCUCGAGGAAUAUUUGUCGACCUUGAACUCAACCUAUAUGUAGCAGAUUGUUUCAAUAACAGAAUCCAGCUCUUUCUAACGAACGAUUCAAACGCCACUACGAUAGUUGGAAAUGGAUCAAACGAAACGAUUACACUUUCGUAUCCAAUAGCAAUCGUUCUUGACGCGGAUAGGCACCUAUUUAUUCUUGAGUAUGGUAGUGGUCGCGUUGUCGGCCCGGGAUUCAACGGUUAUCGAUGUGUAAUUGGAUGUACGGGUUCUGGUUCAGCAUCAAACCAACUAUAUCAACCGACAAGUCUUAGUUUCGAUAGUUAUGGUAAUUUAUUUAUUGCUGAUACUCAUAACAAUCGAGUGCAAAAGUUUUUCUUAAUAACAAAUUCAUGCAGUGGACAACAAUCAUCUGCUUUUCUUCCAUCGUGUCCAAAUUAUAGUAUAUUCAAUGUGACGUGUGAUAUUCUUCGACCAUGUCAAAACAAUGCUACAUGUUCUUCUGAUAACACUACACUUCUUGGUUAUAGUUGCAUGUGUCUGCCUGGCUUUAAUGGUACCCAAUGUCAAUAUAACUAUCGUCCAUGCCAAUCGAGUACUUGUCUCAAUAAUGGAAUAUGUAACGAAACAUCCAACACAACAUUUACGUGUUCAUGUUCGCCUGGUUGGCAGAAUAGUCAUUGUGAAACAAAAAUAAACUAUUGUAAACCGACAACGUGUUUAAAUCGAGGCGUUUGCCAACCACUGUUACUCAAUUACACCUGCCAAUGUAUUUCCGGAAGUUAUUCUGGCCAAUAUUGUGAAAUAACAUCGAGUAGAACCGUGGCUUUUCAGACGUUUUCUAAAUCAUUUGCUUAUAUUGUAAUUUUUGCAAUAAUAAGUACUGCAAUGUUUAUUAUUGUCAUGGAUGUGCUGAAGUAUGGUUUCAAUAUUGAUCCAGUAGGUAAAGAUCUUCUCAAGAAAAAACAAGCGAAGAAAGCAAGCAGAACUAGGCGACCAGACGUUACGCGAUAUAUUUAUGUCAAUGCACUACCAUUUUGA
Adineta ricciae is the source of this 2454-nucleotide messenger RNA. The record is from the annotation of a GenBank genome assembly. NCBI's taxonomy places the organism in Eukaryota, Metazoa, Rotifera, Eurotatoria, Adinetida, Adinetidae.